UCGAAGCAAAGCCUGAUCUGGCAGGCUCGCUCGAUGUUUCGUGUCACUUACAGAAGCUGAAAGCCGAAACCCAAAGCAGCUUCAACUCAAAAAAAGAAAAGAAAAGAAAUUUUUUAUUUUUUCUUUAAUGAAAUUUUGAGUCUUCUUUUCAGAGACUGAAUUCGAAAUCCCAUAAAAUGGCUACACCAUUUUUCGCUGGGCUUGCAGUUGCUGCUGCUGCUCUUGCUGGUAGAUAUGGAAUCCAUGCUUGGCAAGCAUUUAAGGCAAGGCAGCCAACACCUAGAAUACGCAAAUUUUAUGAAGGUGGUUUCCAACCUACAAUGACAAGAAGAGAAGCAGCAUUGAUUCUUGGUGUUAGGGAGAAUGCAACACCAGACAAGGUCAAGGAAGCACAUAAGAAAGUAAUGGUUGCAAACCAUCCUGAUGCAGGUGGUAGCCAUUACCUUGCUUCAAAAAUCAAUGAAGCUAAAGAUGUGAUGCUUGGGAAGACAAAGGGCAGUGGAUCUGCAUUUUAAAUCAUAAAUUUUGAUUCUGCCAUGCUUUUGACAAUCUGCAAGAAGUAAAAUCCCUGUCUUCGGCCCUGCAAAAAUAUCUUCUUUUAUAAAGAGGCUUAUGCUUGCCAAAUGAAUUGCAGCUGCUUUUGCCCCAAAAGCAUGGAAGUUGUGGCUCUUGUUCUUAAUGUUUUUGUAUCUUAAAAGCAAGACUCCUAACAACUAGGCAGUCACUGGUGAGACCUAGGUGAGUUCAAAGGGAAUUGUUUGUCUAGAAAUUCCGGGUUCAUCCGCAAUUAAGUGUUUAGAAAUUUACGAGUUUUGGUUGAACGCGAUUCGAGUUAUGUAAUGUUUCAAGACUUUGGCCAAUGAAAAUGAGCCCUGUCAAGAUGUAAGUAGGCAAAAGAAAGCUAAUAUAAAAGAUGAAGAAGGUUGUUGAGCUUAAAGUCAACAUUAUUCUUUUCUUCAUCUUAUGAGACAUA
Messenger RNA from Theobroma cacao (cacao), 973 nucleotides. RefSeq names its product Chaperone DnaJ-domain superfamily protein. NCBI's taxonomy places the organism in Eukaryota, Viridiplantae, Streptophyta, Magnoliopsida, Malvales, Malvaceae. Gene Ontology annotation, molecular function: ATPase activator activity. The record is from RefSeq and is a predicted model, not a curated record. Gene Ontology annotation, biological process: protein import into mitochondrial matrix. Gene Ontology annotation, cellular component: PAM complex, Tim23 associated import motor.